Messenger RNA from Plasmodium gaboni, 2490 nucleotides. Its product is annotated as putative DEAD/DEAH box helicase. Gene Ontology annotation, molecular function: RNA binding; ATP binding; RNA helicase activity. The annotation marks the transcript as partial. Gene Ontology annotation, cellular component: nucleus. The transcript has 6 exons. Lineage: Eukaryota; Apicomplexa; Aconoidasida; Haemosporida; Plasmodiidae. The record is from RefSeq and is a predicted model, not a curated record.
AAUUCAUCGAAUGUUGUUAGAAAAAAUAAUUUGAAAAUUAAGGAAUAUUUAAUAGAAGAUAAUAAUAUUAAAGAUUUAAAUUGUAUAUGUUCUAAAAAUGUGGCCCCUCCUAUAACAGUUAUAUUACAGGAAGAAAAUUAUAUUUCCAACACAUAUGAUAUGAUGCAAAAUAAUAAAAAUAUUGAUAAUAAUAAUGAUAAUAAUAAUAAUAAUAUGUGUAAAAGUGAAAUUUAUAUUUACAAUAUAAAUAAUAAGGAACCUAAGGAAGACAAAGAAGAAAAUAUAAAUAAUAAUAUUAUUAUAUAUAGCAAUAAAAAAGAUAAUGAAAAAAAUAGCUGUUUAAAUGAUGUUAUAAAUAAAUAUUUAAAUGAUUUAGAUAAUCAAGAAAAGAUAGAACCUAAAGAGGAACAGGACAGCUGUGUAAACAAUAUAAAUAUUAUAAAUAAUAAAAAUAAUAUACAUAUUACAAAUAAUACAAAUAAUUCAAACAAUAUAAAUAAUAUAAAUAUCACAAGUCAUAUUAAUAAUAAUUAUUAUCAUUUUAAUGAUAAUUCAUAUAAUUAUCAUGAGAAUGAAAAUAUAAAUAUGAAUCCUUAUUUAAAUCUGCAAGGAUAUAUUUAUAAUACAACCAUAGAAGAAAAACAAAAUGAUUUAUGUGAACAGUAUAUUCCAUAUCCUACAAAUAAUAUUGAAGAAAAUAUGAAUAAUUAUAUCAAUGACAUAUACAAUGAACACUCUUAUGGUCUAUAUCAAUCAUGUAUGAAUGAUAAUAUGAAAAAUGAAAAUGAUGAUAAUAAUAAUAAUACUUGUGUAGUGACAUCCUGUGAAAAAAUAUAUGAAUAUAAAAACCUACCACAGCAACAACAAUCAUAUGAUGAAAAUAAUUAUUAUUCACACAAUAAAAAAAGAACUAACUAUUCAAAUAAUAAUAAAACGAAUAGGUGUGAUAAAUAUACAAAUGAAAAUAAAUAUCAAAGAGGUUUAUAUAAUAAAUAUUUAUAUACAAAAGAUAAAAAUAAUUUAUAUAACAGUAGUAAAAUGAAAGAUCAUAAAUAUAAUGAGAAAAAAGACAGAAGAACUGAAAAUAAUAAUAAUAAUAAUAAUAAUAAAAAUAAUAGUAAUAGUUUUUAUGGUGACAAACAUAUUACAUAUAAUAAGAACAAAAAGGAUAAUAAAUUUUUUGAUGAUGAUAAAAAACAUAAAAGAUAUUCUGAAGAAUCUGAAUGUAGUAUAUUCAAUGAUGAUAAUUAUCGUGUGCAAUGUAAAUUAUAUGGUGAUGAAAAAAUAAAUAUUCCUAAGGCAUUAAUAAAUAUGGAGCAAUUAAGUAACCAAUGUGAUGAAGAAUUAUAUAAGAAUAUAUGCUUGAAAGGUUACUAUAAUAUGACUACUAUUCAAAAAUAUUCCAUCCCAAUAAUUUUAAAAAAAAUAAAUCUUAUAGCAUGUUCACAAACAGGAAGUGGAAAAACAUUUUCUUUUUUAUGUCCUAUUAUAUCUAAUCUUAAAAAAGAAAACGAGAUAUUCCGUCCUUACUUCCAUGGAGCAUAUGCAUGUAUAUCUCCUUUGUGUUUAAUAUUAUGUCCAACCCGAGAAUUAGUAAUACAGAUACAAAACGAGGUUAAUAGCUUAACGAAAAAUAUGAGUAUAGUUUGCAUGUCCUUUUAUGGAGGGGAGACAAUGAAGGAACAAAUUGCCAAGAUAAAUGAAAAACAGGGAGAUAUUAUCAUUUGCACACCAGGAAGGUUAUUGGAUUUAUUAAAUAGUUGUAAAGUAAGUCUUUCAUUUAUAAAAUAUUUAAUUUUUGAUGAAGCUGAUGAAAUGAUAUCUCUAGGCUUAAAAAAACAAAUGGACGAAAUAAUUUUUCAAAAGGAUUUAAGUCCAAAGGAUACGAGACAAACAAUAUUCUUUACUGCAACAUUCUCUGAUAAGUUAAAGGAGCAUAUAGAAAAUUAUAUGAGCACCCCUUAUAUAUAUUUGAAUAUAAAGCAAAAGAGGGAGAUGAAGAAUAGGAUAAGAGAGAUUGUGAAAUACGUACCUGCAAAGUCCAAAUUUAUUGAACUUUUAAAGGAUAUUAAAAUAUUAAAAGGACAAGCCAUAAUAUUUGUAGAAUUAAGACAAUCAAUAAAUAAUGUUUUUAAUUUUUUAAAAACAAAAGGUUAUAAUGUGGAUUAUUUGCAUGGUAAAAUGAGUCAGAUUAGGAGACAAUCAGUAUUUGAGAGUUUUAAAAAUAAAUCUGUUCAAAUACUCAUAGCUACAUCAAUAGCAGCAAGAGGAUUAGAUUUUCCAGAUUUAGAAUUAGUAAUAAAUUAUGAUCUUCCUUCAGAAUUUGAACAGUAUAUGCAUAGAAUUGGAAGGACUGGAAGGAUUGGUAAGAGUGGGAUGGCUAUAAAUUAUUUUAAUAGUUCAAAUAAAAAAAUUAUUGAUAAACUUAUUGAUCAUUUGAGGAAAUAUGAUCAACCGGUUCCUAACUGGUUGAUCCACUUCAAGAAAUGA